UUUAUAAACGCGUGGGGGCGAGGCGAGGUGAGGCGUGCUCACAUGACACGAGGCCGCGCUCGCGCCCGGGGAGAGAGAGGUUAACCACCGCCGCUCCAAGAACGCCACGAGUUGGGUGGGAUUCGGCCGCGGAGUUGGAGGCCGCGGGGGAGAUUCGGUUCGAGGAGAGAGACCGUCGGGAGGAGAGAUGGCGGCGUCCGCGAGGCCCGGGGAGAGGGCGACCAGCUUCGCCGUGGCAUGCAGCCUCCUCAGCCGCUUCGCCCGCCAGAACGCCGCCGCCGCGGCCGAGCUCGGCCUCGGGAUCAAAGGUGACGCCGAGCCGCAGAAGUUGCCGGCGACGGUGAGCUUGCUGCCCGGAGCGGAGGGCGAGGAGACGGAGAGGAGGAAGGAGACCAUGGAGCUGUUCCCGCAGAGGGCCGGGUUCGGCUUGCAGGAGGCUGCUGCUGCCCCUGAUGCUGCAAGGGAGCAAGAAAAGAAAGAGAAAACUCAGCAGCUCACCAUCUUCUAUGGCGGGAAGGUGCUCGUGUUCAACGACUUCCCAGCCGACAAGGCAAAGGACCUGAUGCAGCUGGCCAGCAAGAGCAGCCCUGUGGUUCAGAAUCAGAACGUUGGUUUGCCUCAACCCUCUGCACCAACAACUGUCGCCGACAACGCGAAGGUCCAUAAGGUCGUGCUGGCCCCGGUCAGCAGCUUGCCUGUUACUCAGGUUCAUGCUCAGAAACCUGCUCGUCCAAAUGCUUCUGAUAUGCCUAUUGCCAGGAAGGCAUCCCUUCACCGAUUCCUUGAGAAGAGAAAGGAUCGCCUCAAUGCAAAGACACCAUAUCAAACUUCUUUAGAUGCAAAACCAGUCAAGGAGGAGCCUGAGAACCAGCCAUGGCUUGGACUAGGACCCAAUGCCGUGAAGUCCAACCUGUGCUAGUACAGAAUGCAGCCAAUAAGACGACAGAGCAACCUUACCAAACCUUUGCAGAGUGAUCUGAAAUAUGCUUGCCAUUAGAGUACCGAAUCAUAAAUAUUCUCUCGUAUCGUGUUUUAGUGUUUUCUUUAGGUCGUGGUUCUAUGCCCUCUUGUUACAUAGCUUUGGAUGUAAAGAAAAGUAGCCAGUCAUGACCAUUACAGAGAACCUGAGAGAAGUUUUGGGUUAUUAACAUAAGGCGACACUGAAUUGGCCAUGCUGAGGAAACAAAAUAGUGCAAAAAGACAAAUAUGUAGUUUCUGAAACUCGGAUCAUUUGGCUAUAGCCUUGCUGUAUGCAAAACAAAUUAUUGUAAUGGAUCCAGAAUAUCAUAAGACUACUAUUGUUAUUUUCUGAA
Molecule: messenger RNA, 1313 nt
Organism: Phragmites australis (common reed)
Lineage: Eukaryota; Viridiplantae; Streptophyta; Magnoliopsida; Poales; Poaceae
Product: protein TIFY 10b-like
Exons: 5
Coding region: 188-919 (243 amino acids)
Biological process (GO): response to wounding; regulation of defense response; regulation of jasmonic acid mediated signaling pathway
Cellular component (GO): nucleus
Source: RefSeq, a predicted model, not a curated record